AUGUACACAAAGAUUGAAUAAUUUUUACUUUAGAAAAUAGAUACAACAAAAGCUCUAAUUUUUCACUUUAAAAAUAGACAGAGCAAGAGCCCUAAUUUUUUACUUUAAAAAUAAGUAUUAUAGAUACUUUAAUGAAUGACACGUGUCUAAAAGUUGAUUUAUUUUAUUAUAGUAGAUAGAUUUUAUGUAUAAAUGGGAUUUUUAGUUUAAAAACCUAAUCUAAAUGCUCUCAAACCUGAAUUUUAGAUUAAAAAUAUUAUUUAAUUGAGUAAGAAAUAAGUUGUAAAUAACUUUUAAAUGAUACAUUUAUAUAAAUAAUGAAAAUAAAAUUCAAAAAGUACCAAUGUGAAUGCUCUUACUUAGUUGUCGACAUUUUGGCAAAAUAUUUAUUGUUAGCCCAGGGAAGACAAAUAUCCAUUCACCUCCCAACUUCAAAUUAAUGGCAUCUACUUCCUCCUCUACUACUGUUAUGGCUUCUUCUUCUUCUAGUGACAAAGCUUGCAGCUAUGAUGUCUUUUUAAGCUUUAGAGGCGAAGAUACUCGAAAUUCAUUUACUGAUCAUCUAUACCAUAAAUUAGUUCAAGCAGGAAUUUCUACCUUUAGAGAUGAUGAAGAAAUCAACAGAGGUGAAGAACUGAAACCUGAAAUUGAGAAAGCAAUCAAAGCAUCUAGGUCUUCAAUAGUUGUAUUAUCAAACAACUAUGCAACUUCAACUUGGUGCCUUGAUGAGCUUGUGCUCAUCCUCCAGCAAAGGAGGGAGUGCGGUCAUAUUGUUGUACCAGUUUUUUAUCACGUCAAGCCCACAAAUGUCAGGAAUCACAAACAAAAGUUUGCCAUCAAAGUCAAGACUGCUUCAAGGUGGACUGAUCACAACGUAAAUAUGUGGAAGAUGGCUCUUACGCAGGUUGCUGAUUUGACCGGCUUGGAGCUCACAGGGCCUGAAACAAGCUUUUUGAAGGAAAUUGUUGAUAUAAUUUACACUAAGUUAGAUCGUAGAGAUGUUCAUCUUCCACUCAAUAUAACGGGGAUGACCACUCGUUAUAAGGAGAUCAUAUCCUGGUUAGAUGAGUACAAUCUUGAAAUUUUAGCAAUUUACGGCAUGGGUGGAAGUGGCAAGACAACCCUAGCCAAAUAUAUAUAUGACUCAAAUCAUAAAACUUUUGAAUAUGUGAGUUUUGUUGAAGACAUUGGUAGCAGAUGUAAAGGGCCACAUGAUUUACUUAAACUACAAGAACAACUGCUCAAAGAUAUUUUAGGGGGAAAAAAGAGAAAAAUACCUAGUGUUUCUCGAGGUACAUGCAUGAUUGAGGAAGCCUUGCAAACAAAGAGAAGUCUCAUUGUUCUUGAUGACAUUGUUGAUCAUAAGCAGUUAGUUGCUCUUCUGGGAACCGGGAAGAUUAAUGCACAAAGCAAAAUUAUAAUUACAACCAGGGAAAAGAAUACAGAUACCUGGUUUGACUAUUCAUAUUGGAGGUGUCAGAAGUAUGAAAUGAGAUUAUUGAAUGAUGAUGAAUCACAAGAACUAUUAAGUCGUCAUGCAUUUGGGUCCAAAAUUCCCAUGGCGGGCUUUGAGGAGCUUGUACUAGAAGCAGUACAAUAUUGUGAAGGAAAUCCUCUAGCUCUUGAAGUUUUAGGCUCAUCUCUAUUCAAGAACAAUACCAUCUCACAUUGGAGAAGUCAAUUGAAUUUAUUGGAAAAAGAUAUAGAUUCUAGACUUCAUGGUGUACUUGUUAGGAGCUACAUGUCAUUGCCAUAUAACUCUGAAAAAGAGUUGUUUUUGCAUAUCGCUUGUUUCUUUAUAGGCAAAGACAUGGAAUAUGUGGUAAAGAUAUUGGAGCCUGAUUACUCUGCAACAUCUGGGAUUAAAACCCUGAUUGACAGAUGUCUUCUUUCUGUUUCACCAAACAAAAAGCUCAUGAUGCACAGAUUGCUUCAAGAUAUGGGGAAAAACAUAGUCCGUCAAGAAUCGAUAAAAUCCCCUGCAAAGCGUAGUAGAGUUUGGCUUAGUAUAGACACUUAUAAGAUAUUGAGCAAAGGAAAGGGUUCUAAAACGGUAGAAGGUUUAGCACUAGAUAUGCAAGUGCUGUUGGAAGAGAAUAUUGCAGCAUUCAAGGCUUGGGAGCUUAAAACAGACUCACUUAGAAAUAUGGAUAGACUAAAAUUGCUCCAGCUAAAUUUCGUGCAACUCAAUGGAUCCUAUGAAAAUAUUUCUGAAGAUUUAAGAUGGCUCUGCUGGCUUGGAUUCCAUUUAAGAACCAUACCCUCAGACUUAUACAUGGGAAACAUGGUGGCUAUAGAUAUGAGCUAUAGUAACCUGCAAGUAUUUGAACCCCCUAUGGUUCUUCAGUCAUUGCAGAUUCUAAAUCUUAAAGACUCACACAAUCUAUUUGAAAUCCGCAACAUAUUCAAGAUGCCUCGUCUUGAGACUUUAAUUCUUUGGAACUGUUACAAAUUGCAUAUUGUUUGUAAAACCAUUGAAGGCCUUGGAAGUCUUGCAACAUUGAACAUGACAGGGUGUAAAAACCUAUUCAAUAUGUUAGGAGCUUCUACUUCUGGUGGAGUUGUUACAAAACAACCUACUUUUUACUUCCCACUUUCAUUACAUCGGUUAUUCCUCAAAGACUGCAAUCUUGAGUGUACUGAUUCUUUUUCUUCGAGUUUCAAAAUUCAACCAUAUUUGCAGUACUUGAAUUUAGGCAAUAAUCUAUUUGAGUCCAUUCCUUGCUACAAUCAUCUUCGGGUUCUUGAUUUGAGUUUUUGCUCUAGACUGAAAUGCCUUGUAUGUCUCCCUAGAACACUUGCAGAACUGUAUAUAUAUUACUGUGUGUUACUAGAGAGAAUAACUUUCGAAUCACAUAGAUUCACUUUGCAAGAGUUCGGCUAUGAAGGCUGUAAUAGUUUGUAUGAAAUUGAAGGGUUUAUCAAAUUGGUAUUAAUAGCUAAUCUAAAUGAAAAUGAUUUGGGACACAUGAAGUGGCUACGAGAAUAUAAGAAUCACCAGGUGUGCCUUGUUGGUGAGGAUGAGCUCACAUUAGGCAGAAGUAGCCAAAUCCAGAUGUUGUUUGAAUUUGGUAUGAUGAGCACAUCUCUGCCGGAUAUAAAAGAUCCCAACAUAACACCUACGUAUAUAUCAGAAUCAAAUUCUUUGUCCUUUGACGUUCCUUCGUGUCCCAUAAAUAAGACGCUUAAAGGAAUUAAUGUAACUUUUAAGUAUGCAGUAUCAGGUGAUGAUUGGGUAUGGUUUUGUAAAGUCAGUACGAGCAAUGGUGUUGUUGAUAUGAUGUACAACCCUAAAGUCUUUGGCAAACCUGAAUCUGGGAAAGUAUGCAUAUGGUUAAGCUAUUGGCCAAUCGGGAAUGUAUUGCACAUGGGAGACACAGUUAGCGUGUCUAUUAUUGUGAUGAGCGGAUUGGAGGUACAUGAAUGUGGUGUGAGUCUUGUGUACUGUGAUCAUGAAACCUUGGAAAAUAACUUGGGAUGGGCCGAAAUCGUUGGAGUAGAUCUGACGGAAUUUGAAUUAAGCACAGGAGCUUACUAUCUUUGUCGGCGUGAUUUUUUCUCGUUAAUGGAGGUUGGUAGAUUGACUCCUGAUUGGUUUAGGAUUUUAGUUGGUGAUACCAUUGACUACACUGAGGUAAGAGGAUGGAGAAAGACAGGUCGGCCAAAACAGGUGACUGAUCCAUCAUUUACAGAGUUGAAAGCUAUUAGAUGUAUCAUGGAUGGUCCUGAGUUGGAGGACGUUUACAAGAUUGCAGAGAUGUCCAAAUCAUCUAUUGUUGUUGAUAAAACUGUGUCAUUCACAUCAAGCUUGCUUGAGGGGGGAGUUCAAUCUUGCACUAGAUCUGUUUUAAUUGAUAAAGCAAUGGAGGAAAUGGAUCGGUCCAUGGUGCCGGGUAUGGAUCUACCGAUCAUGCAUGAUAGUGACCGGUAUGAUUUGGUUAAAGAUAUUGGGGCUGGGAACUUUGGAGUUGCUAGGCUUAUGAGAGAUAAACGGACCAAAGAACUUGUUGUUGUUAAGUAUAUUGAAAGAGGCCAAAAGAUGGACGAGAAUGUUCAAAGGGAAAUCAUCAAACACAGGUCUCUUAGACAUCCUAACAUAGUUAGGUUCAGAGAGCUCAUAUUGACACCGACCCAUUUGGCGAUUGUGAUGGAAUAUGCAUCUGGGGGCGAAUUAUUUGAUAGAAUUUGCGAUGCAGGGCGCUUCAAUGAGGAUGAGGCCCGGUUCUUCUUUCAACAACUUAUAUCUGGUGUCAGCUACUGUCACUCUAUGCAAGUUUGUCACCGCGAUUUGAAGCUAGAGAACACUUGGUUGGAUGGAAGCCCGGCUCCCCGUUUGAAGAUUUGUGAUUUCGGUUACUCCAAAUCCUCAGUGCUGCAUUCACAGCCAAAAUCGACAGUCGGUAAACCAGCAUACAUAGCUCCUGAAGUGUUGCUCAAGCAAGAAUAUGAUGGAAAGAUUGCAGAUGUGUGGUCAUGUGGGGUUACAUUAUACAUCAUGCUCGUUGGUGGCUACCCGUUUGAAGACCCUAACGAACCAAAAGAUUUUCGCAAGACGAUUCAUAGAAUUCUUCAUGUUCAGUAUUCUAUUCCAAAAAACAUUCAGAUAUCCCCUGAAUGUCGGCACCUCAUCUCAAGAAUGUUUGUGGCAGACCCUGCACAGAGAAUCACCAUGGAUGAGAUAAAGAAGCAUGAUUGGUUUCUAAAGAACCACCCUGCUAACCUCAUGGAUGAAGAUAAGACGAUGAGCAACCAGUUUGAAGAGCCGAUGCAGAGUGUGGACACAAUCAUGCAGAUUAUAUCUGAAGCCACCAUUCCACCUGCAGGCCUCUAUGAUCUUGAUAUGAUGGAUGAUGAUGAUCUUGAUGACUUCGACUCUGACCCUGAUGAACUUGAUUUCGAUAGCAGUGAUGAGCAUGGUUUAAAAAAACGUUCGAGGGGUCGGUUUUGAGGUGCGCCUCGAGGCAAAACGGGAAGAAACCGUUUUUGAGGCGUCGCCUCGGUGGUUAAUUUUAUACGUACGCCUCAUUUGGUCUGAGGCGGUCGUAUCUGGUAGAGGCGUACGUUUCUGAUGGAAGAGGGAGAAUUAGGGUUUUAUCCUUUGGAGAUGACGACUGUAUAAACAAUUGAUGCUUACCAGGUGUGGUGUUGAACAACAAACACAGCAGAUGGACAUGUAGCAUGGAUUGGAUGAUCCGAAAGAAACAAAGUAUAUGAAGAUGACGGCUGUAUAAACAGUUAGGUUUCUUAUGGUAGAUGGAGUUUGGAGAUAACGAUUAGGUUUUUAGAUGUAAAACACGCAUGCUCUGAGUUUUAUAAAAAAGUGGGCUCUUUCAAACUUGGGCUCAUUCUUAAAACAUGGGCUCUCCUAAAAAUAAGGAAAUUUUACUUAGCCCAAUGAAUUCUUGAAGUAUUUAUUGGAAUUUUGAAGUACUAUUUGUUGUGAAACAACAACCUACUAGCCUUAUAGCAAACAAUAAGAGAAAGAGAUGUAUGGAGAAAGAGAUUGAUAUUUCAUUGAUAUGUAUGAUUUACAAUGAGAUACAAUAGUGGUAUAUAUAGGUGUACAAAACUUGCUGAGAAAGCUAAUCUAUUUUUGGUGUUGAUAACCACAUUAAUAAUAAAUAUAUU
Molecule: messenger RNA, 5628 nt
Organism: Helianthus annuus (common sunflower)
Lineage: Eukaryota; Viridiplantae; Streptophyta; Magnoliopsida; Asterales; Asteraceae
Product: disease resistance protein RUN1-like
Exons: 17
Coding region: 350-4948 (1532 amino acids)
Biological process (GO): signal transduction; protein phosphorylation; defense response
Molecular function (GO): ATP binding; protein binding; protein kinase activity
Source: RefSeq, a predicted model, not a curated record